GGUUUCUCAACUGAGCACGCUAAACAGGGGGAUACCCCGCGCUAAAGAGCUGCCGUCUACGUGCAUCGUAGCGUGGCAAACAGGCAUCCCAUCUGUCCACCCACCUGUUCAGGUCGCCCUUGCCAGCGGCACCACGCAGUUGCUUACCAUGUUUGCGCACGCAGUAGCUACACAUACCACGGAGACCUUUUUGGUGCAAGAUCGUGCGCCCGCUUCACUUCCCACUUUACGCGUCUACACCGAAAGAGGCAAUCAGCUACCCAUCCAUCCAUAGCUACCACCAAAUUCAUCACCCCGAGUUCCUCGUGAUUAAAGCCUCAAAAUGCGAUUCAAGACCGAGCUCAAAAACAUUCGUACAUUCUCCAAGCUUACCGCCGCUCUUAACUCACUUGAAAAGAUCGCUUGGGUUCGCCUCGAUGAUGAAACAGCGCGCUUCACCGUCAUCCCAGAUACGGGGUCUCAGGUCUGGUCUUCACUGCCGAUGGACUUCAUCUUCGACAGUUAUCACAUCCAGUCUGCGGAGGAGCACAAUACCAUCAACCUAGAGCUACCCCUGCAACCGCUUCAGCGCGCCCUCCGCUCCGCACUCAACAGCACCUCGGCCUCGCUGCGUCUUACCAAGAAAGAUGGGAUCCCCGUGCUCUCUAUGACCAUCACAACGACGACCAACGCCUCCGCGGGCUCCGGGCUGCCGGGCCGCGGCAACGCCGCUUACGCUGGCCUCGAGAACGAUCCCUUCGACGACGAUGACCAGGGCUUCAUCGCGGAGCACCUGGAGACUUCCCUGCGCCGUGAGCGCGAGAAGAUUAUCACCCAGGAUAUUCCUGUGCGUGUACUGCACCCGGAGACUGUGGAGACCAUCAUGCAGCCCACGGUGCGCGAGACGGACGUGCACAUCACGAUGCCGCCCCUGCUCCAGCUAAAGGCUAUUUCCGACCGCUUCACCAAGCUCGCGCUGUCGUCCGGCAUGAACUCCCGCGUGAGUCCCAAGCUGGAGCUCAGCGCCAACAUGUUUGGAAACCUGAAGCUCCGUAUCGCUACGGAGGCCGUCGACGUCUCGAGCACAUGGUCAGGGCUGGUGAACCCUGAGCUGGACCCGACGCAGCUGGAGAUGCCGGUCGAGGAGCAUCCGAGUGUGAAGUUCAAGGAGGCAGGACCGGACAAGUGGGCAACGGUAAGGGUCGACGGUAAAGACUGGAGCCGGGUGCUGAGCGUGGGGAGAUUAGAAGGAAGGGUUGUCGCGGCUUUUGCGGACGAUCACGCCUUGAUUCUAUAUGUUUAUGUGCCCCAGUACGAUGCCGCGUCGACGGAUGAUGCCGUUCUUACCGUAGGACUGCAACCAACACCGAUGCUGGAGAAUAUGCUAACCGUCAACAGUACUAUGUGACAUCCUUUAGUGCGUGAGCUGUAUUCAAGAGUUCGGACCGUACUUAGUGGGCAUCGGAGUUUGGGCUCGGCGUUCAGAAAACACGAGGGCUGCAUAAGGAGAAAGACCAUUGUUUGCUUGAGACCUACAUGCUAGGAUAGACUUGCUAUUACGGUGGGAAAUCAAACUGCGGCAAGCAGGCAAGGAGUAGUAGUACAUGGUGUGGUAGUCGCAAUUCAUCCCGAGUAUCAUGCGAAGCUACAAUGACGUCAGAUGUUCAAAUUCGCCCGGCACCAG
Messenger RNA from Colletotrichum navitas, 1663 nucleotides. Its product is annotated as Hus1-like protein. Gene Ontology annotation, cellular component: site of double-strand break; nucleolus; checkpoint clamp complex. The transcript has 3 exons. Gene Ontology annotation, biological process: mitotic DNA replication checkpoint signaling; double-strand break repair via homologous recombination; meiotic DNA integrity checkpoint signaling. The record is from RefSeq and is a predicted model, not a curated record. NCBI's taxonomy places the organism in Eukaryota, Fungi, Ascomycota, Sordariomycetes, Glomerellales, Glomerellaceae. Bases 323 to 1387 code for a protein of 354 amino acids.